Staurois parvus is the source of this 357-nucleotide messenger RNA. The record is from the annotation of a GenBank genome assembly. Lineage: Eukaryota; Metazoa; Chordata; Amphibia; Anura; Ranidae.
UCAUGCUGCUGCCAGGGUCCAGAGUCUCUCUCAUUGGGGUCCCUGUAACGGGCUCCCAUUGCUGCUGUCUCCAUCGCGACACUCUGCCAUGUGCCACUUUCAGGUCUCCUCACACUGCUGGUGGUGGUUCCAUUUUUUGUCAUAGGGUGCUGCGGCAGAUUACGGGUCUCCCAUUGCUGCUGCCAGGCCCGUAAUUCUGCCAUGGGCCCCUGUACCGCGCCUCCUCAUGCUGCUGCCAGGUCCAGAGUCUCUCAUGGGUCCCUGUACGGCCUCCCAUUGCUGCUGUCUCCAUCGCGACACUCCUGCCAUUGCCACUUUCAGGUCUCCUCACACACUGCUGGUGUGUUCCAUUUUUUG